Styela clava is the source of this 1535-nucleotide messenger RNA. Its product is annotated as lactadherin-like. Lineage: Eukaryota; Metazoa; Chordata; Ascidiacea; Stolidobranchia; Styelidae. The record is from RefSeq and is a predicted model, not a curated record.
UCAUCAACGAAAGUAAAACUGUUCAAGUGUCUCGGUAUACCGAAAUAGGCCAUGGCUGUAAAAUUCUGUUCCGUAAUGGCAGUGUGUAUUGUUGCUCAGUUUUUGUCAACUGCUGCCAGUUCAACAACAGCAGCGCCUCAAAAUUGCAAUAAUGUGGCACCUUGUAGAACAGGUAAACGAGGGCCUAUAGGUCCCCGUGGAUUACCUGGUGUUGCUGGAAAUUGCUCUUGCAAUCGAAGCGAUCAGAUCGAGUUACAGAAACGGUUGGAAACAAUCGAAGACCAUGUUUUGAGAAUUCGACGCAGUUCACCAGAUACAUACUGUCUGCUCGGAAUGAAGGACGGUACGAUCCCAGACAACGCUAUUUCUGUGUCGUCUCGCGAGAAUUAUAAGGAUCACGGCAGGCUUGAUCAACUAGUUGAUGGCUGGUACCCUUUGUCAAAUCACGCGUCACGGACCGGCAGAGAAUGGAUCAUGGCUGACCUGGGAAAAGUGAAAACAGUAACAGGAGUGGUUACUCAGGGUCGACACAACAGUAACAACUGGGUAUUAACCUUUAAAGUGGAGCACAGCGUUGACGGGAGAAAAUUCUACGACAUCUUGAAAGAAGAUAGAAGUGAAUUGGUCAGGAUAUUUGACGGAAACAAGGACAGAAGUACAAAAGUCAUUAACCGAUUUCCUAAUCCAGUUCAAGCACGUUUCGUUCGGAUUUAUCCAUUGACUUUUGUAGGCUAUGCAUUCAUCAGAUUUGAUGUCAUUGAUUGCUAGUUCACUUCCUAGCUGGAAAGCAGUAAUUAUUCCAGAACAAGAUUUCCCACUAUAUACAUUAUGUUUUUAUGUGACUAAACUUGCUGGUAAAAGUAAAUACUGAAGAGAACAAGCAGUAAACAAAUAUAAAAACCGAAGUUCAUGAGAUGGAAGCUUAAGUCAAAGUAUUUCCUUCCAGCCCUGAGCAGUUUUGACGAGGCUUGAUUCCUUAACUUGUACUCUUAAUAGAAUGACUCAGACUCCUACUCAAAUAACCUACUUACUCCAGUGAUUGACUCGACUUUGCCCUCCUCGACUCGAUACUCUGCUAACCCGUGAAUCAGCUUGACUUCUAUACUACUUGAGUGUAGUAAACUGAACAUAUUCUAUCUAAAUUUCGGUCCUUUGCUCAUCUGUCUAAUUUUAAGUUGGGUUAUGUUGACAAUACCUUAGCAAAAUUAUUCUAAGAGAGUGAAAACAUAACUUUUCCAAUAUCCAGACACCUUAUGUCAAUUCAACUAAUGUCACUUCGUUUAUUUUCCGUCGAUCUAUAGCGCGUUCUUAUAAGCAAAGUCAUCUUAUGUUUAUGUUUAGAUGUAAAAACAAAAUCUAACAUGUUUGCUUCUAUUUGAACGAUUCACAUUUUAGUUCGUUAUAUCCAAGAUUAGCAUUAUCUUUUGUUAAUGAAAAUUGGCAAUAUCCUCACAAGAUAGCAAGGGUUAUAUAGAAUACUAUACUGUAUUUUUCACGUGCAUUCCACUGUUAUUUCAUGCUAGAUAUAAAUAUGU